AUGGCUCUACACAACCUGAGCAUGGCGAUGUUCCUAAUCGUCGCAUUAACCCUAGCCACCGCCGAAGAGAACUCCCAAUCCCCGCCGGUGGCCGCGUUUUACGACGUCCUCUCCUCCAACGGUCUCCCAAUCGGCCUCUUCCCAAACGGCAUCUCCAAUUUCUCCGUCGACCCCGCCUCCGGCAGUUUCCGGAUCCAUCUGCAGCGCCCUUCCCCGUGCGCCGCCAAUUUCGAGACGCGCUUGAGGUACGAAACUGACAUCUCUGGCAGCGUGCGCUACGGGAGAAUUGAUGAUCUGUCGGGGGUUUCCGCGGAGGAGCUUUUCUUAUGGCUGCCCGUGAAGGGCGUCGAGGUGGAUGUGCCGAGCUCUGGGUUGAUUUAUUUAGACGAAGGGGUCGUCUCCAAGCAGUUGUCCCUGUCGUUAUUUGAGACGCCUAAGGAUUGUAACGCCGUGGAUGGUGGGGUAGGAAAUGACGACGUCGUUCGGUUGCGGAAUUUUGAGGUUGGUAAUCCAGUAUUGGUUUAA
This is a messenger RNA of Striga asiatica, 525 nucleotides long. The record is from the annotation of a GenBank genome assembly. Lineage: Eukaryota; Viridiplantae; Streptophyta; Magnoliopsida; Lamiales; Orobanchaceae.